Hemicordylus capensis (graceful crag lizard) is the source of this 3701-nucleotide messenger RNA. RefSeq names its product protein phosphatase 2 regulatory subunit B'alpha (gene PPP2R5A). NCBI's taxonomy places the organism in Eukaryota, Metazoa, Chordata, Lepidosauria, Squamata, Cordylidae. Bases 1043 to 2479 code for a protein of 478 amino acids. Gene Ontology annotation, cellular component: cytosol; nucleus; protein phosphatase type 2A complex. The transcript has 13 exons. The record is from RefSeq and is a predicted model, not a curated record. Gene Ontology annotation, biological process: signal transduction; protein dephosphorylation. Gene Ontology annotation, molecular function: protein phosphatase activator activity.
AAGGUUCGUCGUCGCCCGCUGUUACGUGGUGCCGCGCGCGGACAAGGAAGCGCGGCGGAGCCCCAGCAGAAGAGCGGAGGGGAGGGGGCGGCGCGCGGGCGCGCGCGGUGAGGGCAGGCGGGUGACGAGAUGUUGGCGGAAGAAGCGCGGCGGGCUCCCGACGGAGGCUGAGGAGGCUGGAGCCCGCCCGGCCUCUCCUCCGCCCGCCUCAAGGUCCCUGCGAAGCGCCGGCUCAUGACAGCGAGCGCCCGGCCGGGCGACCCAGGCAACAGCGAGCCCGGCUGAGGGAGGAAGGAGAAGACGACGACGGAAAACGGCGCCUCCGCCUCGCCUCGGGAGCCCUCGCUGCCGCCAAAGUUUGCCGCUCGCGGGCGGGUGGCGAAAGGACGCUGGUGCCGGAGAGCAAAGUUUGUUUUCUUCUCGGUUGCUCCGCCGGUCGGGAACUUCGGCGCGUCGGGAGUGGAGAGAGCGGGUGCCGCCGAGGCUGUGGGCUGCCCGCCCCCGCUCCUCCGGUGCAGCUCGCCUAGACUGGACAUUUUGUCUUCCUUCGCCUGCCUUGGAGCGUGUGGGAUUAAGACCGCCGCUCUCUCCCCACCCCCACCCCCGCAUCUUGGAGGCGUCCGGUCUUUUUCUCCUCCCUCCUCCUCCUCCUGCGGGGUGUCGGAUUAAGACCCCCGCGCACUUGGAAGCCUGCCCUGGCCGGGGUAUUGGAUCAAUAGCGCCCUUUAUUCGGAAGGCCCAGCCACCCUCCUUGAGCCUCCCUUUCCUGGGGUGUCGGAUUAAGAACCCCUUGCCCUUGGGAGUGUUGGAUUAAGAGCCUGCCCCCCUCCGUGGUGGGGUGUGAGAAGCGCCCUCGCCUGCUGCUGCCCGUUGCCAGCCCGGCGCCUCAGGUCGCCGCUUCCUCUUCCUUCCUUCCCUGGUGUGUGUGUGUGCGCGACAGACAGAGAGGGAGGGAGGGAGGGAGGAAGGGGAACAGGGAGAUCUCUAUGCUUCGAGAGAGAGGCGGCGACCCCCCCUUGUCGUGUCUCCUUCGUGCCCAGCCAUGUCGACAACGACCAUCUCCGCCGUGGAGAAAGUGGACGGCUUCACCCGGAGGUCGGUGCGGAAGGCUCAGAAGCAGAAGCGGUCGCAGGGCUCCUCGCAGUUCCGCACCCAGAGCAGCCAACCGGAGCUCUCCCCGCUGCCCCAUCUCAAAGAUGCCACUUCAAAUGAACAGCAAGACCUCUUCUGUCAGAAGUUACAGCAGUGUUGUGUACUGUUUGAUUUCAUGGACUCUGUCUCAGACUUGAGGAGCAAAGAAAUUAAAAGAGCAACGCUGAAUGAACUGGUGGAAUAUGUUUCAACAAAUCGUGGUGUACUUGUAGAAUCAGCAUAUGCUGAUAUCGUGAAAAUGAUUAGUUUCAACAUCUUCAGAACACUUCCACCGAGUGAAAAUCCAGAUUUUGAUCCAGAAGAAGAUGAGCCUACGUUAGAAGCCUCGUGGCCCCACAUACAGCUGGUGUAUGAAUUUUUACUGAGAUUUUUAGAGUCACCUGAUUUCCAGCCUAGCAUUGCAAAGCGUUAUAUUGACCAGAAAUUUGUACAGCAGCUGUUGGAGCUUUUUGAUAGUGAAGAUCCACGAGAGCGCGACUUCCUAAAAACAGUACUUCAUCGAAUUUAUGGCAAAUUCCUUGGAUUAAGAGCAUUCAUCAGAAAACAAAUCAACAAUAUUUUUCUCAGGUUUAUAUAUGAAACGGAACAUUUCAAUGGUGUUGCUGAGCUACUUGAGAUACUAGGAAGUAUUAUCAAUGGGUUUGCAUUGCCAUUGAAAGCAGAACAUAAACAGUUCCUUAUGAAGGUUCUUAUCCCUAUGCAUACUGCAAAGGGAUUAGCUUUAUUUCAUGCACAGCUGGCCUAUUGUGUUGUUCAGUUCCUGGAGAAAGAUAUGACAUUAACAGAGCCGGUUAUCAGAGGAUUGCUCAAAUUUUGGCCAAAAACAUGCAGCCAAAAAGAGGUCAUGUUUUUAGGUGAAAUUGAAGAAAUCCUGGAUGUAAUAGAACCAACACAGUUCAAAAAAAUACAAGAGCCUCUCUUCAAACAGAUAGCCAAGUGUGUGUCAAGUUCACAUUUUCAGGUUGCAGAAAGGGCUUUGUACUUCUGGAAUAAUGAAUACAUUCUUGGUCUGAUUGAGGAGAACAUUGAUACAAUUCUACCAAUUAUGUUUGGUAGUUUAUACAAGAUCUCCAAAGAACACUGGAAUCCAACCAUUGUAGCAUUGGUGUAUAAUGUGCUGAAAACACUGAUGGAGAUGAAUGGAAAACUGUUUGAUGAACUCACAAGCUCUUAUAAAGCAGAAAGACAAAGAGAGAAAAAGAAAGAGCUAGAACGUGAAGAACUGUGGGUGAAGCUGGAGGAGCUAAAGCUAAAAAGAGCCCUGGCUGAGCAGCAGAAUAAUACACCCUCCGUGAUAAAUGUACAGAAUGAUACAAGUGCCAAUUGAGAAUGACAGCCUCUGUUUAUGAGGCAAACCUUUUAUACAGGUUUUUUUUUAAAUAUGUAAAAAAAUUCAAGAGAAACCUCAUCAGUAUAUUAGAAAUGGCCAUUUGUUUUUUUCUUCUGGCAAAUUGUAAAUGAAAGUGUUUGAACUGAAAUACAAUAAUUGAAUGUGACAUUAUUUACCACAGCAUAUUGUAAAUUUGUCUAAUCAUUGCUAUAUUGUCACUUCUGACAUUUCACAGAAAUGAAUUUUAUCAUCCAUGAUGUGUGUGAUUUAAUUAUGGGAGUGGUGAAAAAUUAUGACUUGAAUUUUCCCCCCUUUCUUUGUGUUGCACAUAGGCAUAGAAGUCAGCUAUUUACAUUUCCCUCCCCCCUCCAUGUGCUUUUCACAUUACUGCAGGCUUUGACUGAGAUUCUGGAAGAGACUUCUAGCUGUACUGUAUGAAACUGUACAAAUGAAACUAAGGCUGCAAUCUUAUGCUUGCCUACUUGGGAGUAAGCCCCAUUGAACUCUGAGGUUUACUUUUGAAUAAAUACGCAUAGGGUUGGGUUGCAAGGUAAACUGACUUCUGUCUUUAUCGGGAUGAGAUUCGUAUCUGCCCAUUACACUGCCACAGAUUUCAGAGCUAUUGCUGCAUAGAGUGUUCAGAGAACAGAGCCAUGGGGCGGGGAGUAAAGCACAGGUUAAAAACACAAUCCAGCACAAAUGUAUUCUGUACCCAAUUGGAGACUUCACAUCAACUUCCACUGAACAGUUGCCUUGCUCCCCCUUAUCCUUCAUAUCUGCCCCUUUAGUAGAGCAUUCAGUAGUUAUGCUACAGAUCCUAUAUCUGAGGAUGGAGCUUCCUUUUGAGCCUGUCAGCGAAGCUCCUAAUUUAGCUCUGGAGCUGUUGCAGAACAGAGCAUAGCAUGGCAGUUUUCAUUAGAAUGGAUUCUGCAAGAUUGGUGGCUUGGGUUGUGCAAUUCCUGUCCAGGAAUGAACCAUCUAUGUGACAAACAGUUCCUUGUUUCAUUUUAAGGAGAAUGCAGUGUGCUUGUUCUUUAUGAUGGGAAAAGCUAACUAUAGAAGUCUUGUCUGUUUUUACUUGAUCAGGUGGGGGGUUUUUUUGCAGAUCUUUCCAUCAGAGUACCAUUCCAGUCUCUUAAAUUGCAAUUGUGUGGAAAAUGGUUUUUGUAUUGAAAGACUGAGGGAUUGAGCAGCAUUCAAUAAAGUCUUUAUGUUUGUA